GGCCACUAAACCUUAAGCUCCCGUUAUGCCACACUUGCCCAAUCCCUCUCUUGGUACCAAAAUUUUCACUUCACCACUCACAUCCAAAAUGAGCACUCUUCCUCAAACACAGGGCCAAACCAUCCAAGAUGCUUGGGACUACAAGGGUCGUCCAGCAGAGAGAUCCAAAACUGGUGGUUGGACUUCCGCUGCCAUGAUCUUAGGGAUAGAAGGAUGUGAGAGGUUAACAACUCUGGGUAUCGCCGUCAAUUUGGUGACAUACCUCACCGGCACCAUGCAUAUGGGAAAUGCUUCCUCUGCCAACGUUGUCACCAACUUCAUGGGAACAUCUUUCAUGCUCUGUUUAUUCGGUGGGUUUCUAGCAGACACUUUCAUCGGCAGAUACCUCACUUCAGCCAUUUUUGCAGCCAUUCAAGCAGCGGGUGUAACGAUCUUGACGAUUUCAACCAUAAUCCCGGGCCUUCAUCCUCCGCGAUGCAAAGAGGAAAGUUCAGAAUCUUGCGAGCCUGCAAACACCGCACAACUAAUGGUGCUCUAUUUAGCUCUCUACACCAUAGCCCUCGGCACCGGUGGAGUGAAAUCGAGCGUCUCGGGAUUCGGGUCUGACCAAUUCGAUGAGACGGACGAAGGUGAAAAGAAACAGAUGGUGAUGUUCUUCAACUGGUUCUUCUUCUUCAUAAGCAUAGGGUCACUGGCGGCGGUGACGAUUCUCGUGUACAUUCAGGAUCAUUUAGGAAGAGAUUGGGGUUAUGGGAUUUGUGCCACCACGAUUUUGGUGUUCCUUGCGGUGUUCUUGGCGGGGACGAGGAGGUACCGGUUCAAGAAACUGGUGGGGAGUCCGCUGACGCAGAUUGCAGUGGUGUAUGUGGCGGCGUGGAGGAAGAGGAGGUUGGAACUUCCGUCUGAUCCGUCGUUGCUGUACAACGUUCAUGAUAUUGACGAUGAAACGCUCAGGAAGAAGAAGCAGAUGUUGCCACAUAGCAAACAGUUCAGAUUUUUGGACAAGGCAGCAAUAAAGGACCCAAAGAUAGAUGUCAAAACAGCAACAGAGAGGAAGUGGUAUCUAUCAACCUUAACAGACGUCGAAGAAGUGAAACUAGUACAAAGAAUGCUACCCAUAUGGGCCACAACCAUCAUGUUCUGGACAGUCUACGCCCAAAUGACUACUUUCUCAGUCUCACAAGCAACCACACUCGACCGCCACAUUGGAAAAUCAUUCCAAAUCCCAGCAGGAUCCCUAACAUUAUUCUUCGUUGGAAGCAUCCUCCUAACUGUCCCUAUUUACGACCGCAUCAUCGUUCCUAUUGCAAAAAAAUUGUUGAAGAACCCACAAGGGCUAACCCCACUGCAACGCAUUGGGGUUGGCCUGGUGUUCUCAAUCCUAGCCAUGAUGGCUGCAGCAUUGACAGAAGUAAAGCGGUUGCAUGUGGCACGUGCACAUGGCUUGGUGGACAACCCUGACUCGGUGCUUCCGAUGAGCGUGUUCUGGCUGGUCCCACAAUUCUUCUUUGUGGGAUCAGGGGAGGCGUUUACUUACAUAGGACAGUUGGACUUCUUCCUUAGGGAAUGUCCAAAAGGGAUGAAAACCAUGAGCACGGGUUUGUUUCUUAGCACACUAUCAUUGGGGUUUUUCGUCAGCUCCCUGUUGGUGACAUUGGUGCACAAGUUGACGGGCCACCGUAAUGCGUGGCUUGCGGAUAACCUUAACCAAGGGAAGCUCGAUUACUUCUAUUGGCUCUUGGCGGUUUUGAGUGGUUUGAAUUUGGUGGUGUUCUUGGUUUGUGCUAAGUGGUAUGUGUACAAGGACAAAAGGCUUGCUCAGGAAGGCAUAGAAUUGGAGGAUCAAGACACUUCUAGCCAUGCAUAGGUUUUUCUUUAUUACUCCCUCCGUUCCUAUUUAACUAUCCACUUUAAGUGAAGACACACAUAUUAAGAGUGCGAUUAAUUUUGUUGAUUUUUAGAUAAAGUGAGGAUUAUUUUUCUAUUUUACCCUUUAAUGUAUGUGUUAUCUCUCCUCGUUUAUUGUACUGAUAAUGACAUUUGUUAUAAAAACAUCAUUUAAUGUUCUCUUAAAAUGUUAAGUGGACAGUUAAAAAUAGGAACAAAAAAAAUUCUUCAAAAUAAAUAGUUAAAUAGGAAUGGAGGGAGUAGUAUUCAAUGUUAGCUGUCUGUUCAUUAUCACUAACAAAAUAUUAGUUUAGUUGACAUGCAAAAAUCAGCACACUGAAAAAGAUUGUUUAAUUGUAGUUUAAAGCAAGGAAAG
Messenger RNA from Lotus japonicus, 2263 nucleotides. Its product is annotated as protein NRT1/ PTR FAMILY 6.3-like. Gene Ontology annotation, cellular component: membrane. Gene Ontology annotation, biological process: response to nitrate; transmembrane transport. Gene Ontology annotation, molecular function: nitrate transmembrane transporter activity. NCBI's taxonomy places the organism in Eukaryota, Viridiplantae, Streptophyta, Magnoliopsida, Fabales, Fabaceae. The transcript is spliced from 5 exons. Bases 26 to 1867 code for a protein of 613 amino acids. The record is from RefSeq and is a predicted model, not a curated record.